Messenger RNA from Alnus glutinosa, 2343 nucleotides. RefSeq lists its product as uncharacterized. The record is from RefSeq and is a predicted model, not a curated record. NCBI's taxonomy places the organism in Eukaryota, Viridiplantae, Streptophyta, Magnoliopsida, Fagales, Betulaceae. The transcript has 6 exons. The coding region runs from base 402 to 2006 and encodes 534 amino acids.
UCCCCAAAAAAAAAAAAAAAAAAAAGCCUCAAAUCGACUCCAAACUUUCUCAUCUCGCCGCGAUCCCCGACCGUACAAUCGCCGGCGUCUUUCCCGGUUGAUCGCUGCCGGAGAGUUCUUCAGUCUCCGCUCACUGAUCACGAGGUAAUCGGAGCGCCUUUUCGAUCUUUCUCGCAACAGAUAAGUUAUGGAUAAUUGGCAGCGAGCUUAGUUGUCUACUACGGAUCAUAGUUCUGUGAAGUAUUAAUUCUUUUCGAACGGUUAUGUGGUAUUUGUUGUCGAGAGAAAUUUUUCUUUAUUGAUAGCAAGAUAUGCGUUCUGAAGGGUGUGUAUACUUGAUCAUUUAACCAGCUUAGGAAGUGCAAGCACAACAUUGGAGAGAAAUUUGAAGUACAAGAAAAAUGAAUCAGGGCUUCUGGAUGGCAAAGGGUGCAGGAGGUCUAAAUGAUAGUGAGAUGGCUUACGAUAAUUCUUCUAGAAUUGAGCUGAAGCGUUCUCAUCAGUGGUUCAUGGAUGGCCCUGAGGUGGAGCUGUUCCCUAACAAGAAACAGGCGACAGGGGGUCCAACCAACAAUCUAUUUCCAGGAAUGUUAAACUCAAAUGUUUCUUCAUGGGGAAAUGCUUCAAGUUUUCAAUCAUUCUCUGGCCAAUUCACUGAGCGGUUAUUAGAUUCUGAGAUUACCAGGACUGCUAAUUUUGAUGACAGAAAUAUUCCAUCACUGAGCACAGAAAAAAUGGAUGUGGGAAGAAAAGUUAAUGAGGAUACAUUUGGGAACGAUCCCUCGUUUGGUUUAUCGAUGUCGCAUACACUGGAAGAUCCUAGGUCAGAUCUAAACUAUGGUGCAUUUAGAAAAGUUAAAGUCAGCCAGGUUAAGGACUCUGAAAAUGUCAUGUCUGUACCAAUGGAACAUGCCUACAAUCGGGAGGAUAACAAUACCAUGAUGGCAGCUCAUACUUACAAGGCAGAUGACAAUUCAAUAUCAAUGGGUCUCACUUAUAGCAAAGGGGAUGACAUCAUAUCUAUAGGUGACAUCUAUGACCGAGCAGAUAACAAUUUUAUGUCAAUGGGACAACCUUAUAACAAGGGGGAUGACGACUUGUCAAUGGGUCAAACAUACAAAGGAAACACCAAUACCAUAUCAUCAGGUCAUACAUUCAGCAAGGGUGGCAACAGUAUCAUUUCUAUUGGUCAAACCUAUGACAAGGCAGAUGACAAUACCAUAGCAACAGGCCACAUCUUUAAUAAGGAUGAAAAUACUUCUGUACCAAUUGUUCAUGCUUACACCAAGGGUGAAAACAAUACACUAUUAAUUGGUCACUCUUGCAAUAAGGGAGAGAGUACUAUCAUAUCCUUUGGUGGCUAUGAUGAUGAUGAUGAUGCUAAUCCCUCGGGAAGGCUCAUGUCUGGAUAUGAACUGUUAAUGGGUCAUCCUUCUGUCCAAAGAUCAGAAGCAGUAAAUGGGAAAGAAUUGGUUAAAUCAAGUGCUGAUGCACAUACAAGUACUUCCCAUAUAACUGCUUCUGGAACUGAAUAUAUUUCCAAAAAGAAAGACGAUCUGAAAAUGUCUAAGAAGAUUCCUCCAAACAACUUCCCAUCUAAUGUCAGAAGUUUGUUAUCAACUGGUAUGCUGGAUGGAGUUCCUGUAAAGUAUAUUGCCUGGUCAAGGGAGGAACUUCAUGGUAUUAUAAAAGGUACUGGAUAUUCAUGUGGCUGUCAGUCAUGUAACUUCACUAAGGUGAUCAAUGCAUAUGAAUUUGAGCGUCAUGCUGGAUGCAAAACAAAACAUCCAAAUAAUCACAUCUACUUCGAGAAUGGGAAGACUAUUUAUGGGAUUGUCCAAGAGCUUAGGAGCACACCUCAACACAUGUUGUUUGAGGUGAUUCAGACUAUAACUGGUUCAACUAUUAAUCAGAAGUCCUUCCGCCUUUGGAAAGAAUCCUUUCUAGCUGCUACACGUGAACUUCAGCGUAUAUAUGGAAAGGAUGAGGGGAAGCAAUUUUCAUGAAGCAAGCUCAUUCAAAUUGUGAGGUAGGGAUCAUCUUUGUUUUGUGCAUAGAAGUAAUCUUUUUGGCUAUUCCUUGUAGCGAUUGCACCACUAACUUAAGGGCUCUUGAGGUCGAGGUCGAGGUUGGGUUAGGAUGGGAUGGGGGUGGGGAGCAGCAGAGAUGUAUGAUGAAGGUUGUAGUCCAUGCUGUCUUGAAGAAAAAUGAAAUUUAAGAUGUGUUAGUUGUUACUAGAAAGAGAGAUUUUUUUUGUUACUUUGGUUAUCCACUCUCAUCAUUUUCAUUUAUCUUGGUUGUAUAUGGUAUCCUCACUAAUGGAAGUAAUCAUUUUGCAAGGAA